GACGACUGCCUGUUCGACGUGUCCUACAAGAUGCUGGUGGAGGGCGAGGAGGGGCACCGGCGGUCGAGCCGCAGCAGGACCGCGCCGAGGGAGGCGCGCGCGGUGCCGGCGGCGCAGGACGAGGAGUCCGACAAGGCCGUGGGCUCCCGCAUGCCCAGGCUCCGCUCUGCUCCGCAGCUGCACGCCCUCGCCGCCGUGCCGGCGGCCAUGCGGCGGCUGCACCCGAGGGCACAAGCUAUGCACCUGCAAGCCGAUCCUGGCCAGACGUCCGGGGCGUGCCUGGGGGGUCUCCAGUUUAGGGCGGACCCCCCAUAA
Molecule: messenger RNA, 315 nt
Organism: Prorocentrum cordatum
Lineage: Eukaryota; Dinophyceae; Prorocentrales; Prorocentraceae
Source: the annotation of a GenBank genome assembly